Messenger RNA from Xylona heveae TC161, 1275 nucleotides. RefSeq lists its product as hypothetical. The record is from RefSeq and is a predicted model, not a curated record. Lineage: Eukaryota; Fungi; Ascomycota; Xylonomycetes; Xylonales; Xylonaceae. The transcript is spliced from 2 exons. Bases 219 to 869 code for a protein of 216 amino acids.
UCCCGGCCCAUGUGUGCUCUCGGUGAUGCCCUUCUUCCUGACGUUACCCCUCUUCCACGCCCAUAUCUGGAAUCCCUUAUGACUUUGUGAUGUUGCUGCUGCUGUAUAAUCAUCAUCAUCAUCAUCGUCAUCACCUCACUAUCAUCUUCACUGCAGUCAAUCACUAAACGCUGCCACAAAGUCACAAAUUAACACCAUCGUCGUCAAAAUCUGCCCGAAUGCUUUUCUCAGUGACCCCGUCGUUACCCUCUCCACCUGACUACAUGCCGAAAGCUCCUCCAAAGCAGGUGGCUGACCAUCGCUUCACGCCACUGUCUCGAGGAAGCAUGCAGCCGCAGCCUGGCCGGCGACCUUCGGCCGGAGCCUGGAAUCCUCAGGAAGAUGAAGUCCUGGUCUCGGCUAGGGCACAAGGAAUGAACUGGGCGCCAAUCCAACAAACACAUUUUCCAACCAAAACUCCAAAUGCCUGCAGAAAACGACACGAGAGGUUGAUGGAGAGAAGAAACGCCGAGGACUGGGAUACAGUGAAGCUGGAAACAUUGUGCAAGGAAUACAUGAAUGUUCGUAAAGAGAUGUGGAGUAUUCUAUCUGCUAGACUAGGAGAGAAAUGGCAGACAGUCGAGGCAAAGUGUAUGGAAAAGGGCCUUAAAAACCUCCAAUCCGGUGUCCGAAGCGCCAUGCGCCGAGAAAGAUUGAUGACAGGCAUUGCAGAUGCCGGUAUGGCUGAUGUGAGCUCGGAAAUUGAUAUUGAGGCGGACGACGACGAGUCUAGUAGACCACCGAGGCUGCCGGAGAGAUGCGAACCGGACACAAGCGCACGGCGAACCAUGCCCGGCCAAAGCAUAGCAUCACUUCUUCAAACCUCAUAAGCGAGUUCAGUACGAUUAACGACGUCACGCUGAAGUCUUCAGGAAACUCCAAUCUUGUACUAUAUCCGAACGAGGGAUGACCGGUUUGCUGCGCGCUGAGAUUUCUCUUCUUCCUUUUUUUUUUGAUUUUCAUGCACUAUUCAUGCACAGUCGGAACUGGAUUUCCGUCGAGCCUCUAGGCACCUCUUUGUUUCCAUCCUGAGAUGCCAAGAAUUCCGCCGUCGUCGGCCGCGGGAUCCAUUGACCAUUUUCUUAAAGGCCUGCAACUUAAGUCGCUUUCCCACCCGUUUUCAAACAUUUCCAUUCCGGUCCAAGCAAUCAUAGCAGCAUUGUCUGUACACAGUGAUGGCGGCGGGAAUGAUAAACCUAUAUGAGAAUAGUCUCGAAUAUCCAAGAAAGCCCGUAG